Molecule: messenger RNA, 4341 nt
Organism: Trichomonas vaginalis G3
Lineage: Eukaryota; Parabasalia; Trichomonadida; Trichomonadidae
Exons: 1
Coding region: 1-4341 (1446 amino acids)
Source: RefSeq, a predicted model, not a curated record
AUGUCGACAUCGAACCGAGAUAUUAUUGGCAUGCUCCAACGAUUAGUCGAUGUUAUUAACGUUAAUAUCGCUGAUGAACCAGAGGAGCAGACUCGAAAGCCAGUGGUAAAGAAGUCUUCGAGAUCUCCAAAAUCAAAACCAAAAUACAAGACAGUUCCUGCGAAAAGAAAGUCAUCACCACCAAAAAGAAAGUCUAAACCAUCUCCAAAGCAAUUCUUAUGGCAAGAUGAGCUGAAUUCCUCACCAAAACAAUCAAAACCAAUAAAACGCAAACCAUCGGCCAAAAAACGCAUUGAGUCGCCACGAAAACUGUUUAUGCUAGAUAAGCCUAAGUUACAUGAUGCAUCUACACAAACUUCGAAAGCAUUGAUUCUCGAUGAUGACGAAUUUGUGAAUGAAAUUAAAGAAUUUUCUGAAGGAAGAAUGUACAGUUUAUCUCUAGAUUCUAAUCUAUCUAUCAAAUCCCGAUUUUUCAAUAUCUGGGUGACUAGAUGGUAUCGUAUCAGCGCCUCAAACGUUAGAAAAGUAAUUGGAAUGAAUAUUGCUAACAGAAAGAGAGCCUCAAGUGCAUCGGAGAACUCCAAACAGCAAACAGAACAAGUAACGGAACAACCGAGACGUAAACCAUUAUUUGAUGAUGAAGUAUCUCCAAUAAACAAGAGAUCACCAAAACAAUCUCAAAAAUCAACAUCUCCUCACAAAUUAUUCGACUUCAACUCCGACGAUUCAAGUGAUCCUGAAUUCCACGAGCAGUUACGCAAGAUUGCCGAACAGUACAAUCAUAAGAAGGAGCAGCAAAGUCAAAGCACUUCUCCACAGAAAUUAUCUCUUUCUCCAGCUGCAUCCUACAACAAAUCACAAGAUAAAGAACAUUUAUCUCUCACGGAUUCAGAUAUCGAGCCACCGCCAGCACCUCGCCGUUCAAAGAACAGUUCUCUCAUGGAGCAGGUUCAGGAAGCCAAUGAAGAGGAAGAGGAAGAAGAUUCAUCAGCAUUCCAAGAGUUGAAUGGUUCAUCAGGCGAAGAAGAAGAGCCACAAAAGAUUCCUCCUCUUGAUUUAGGCAAAGUCACCAAGAAGUCUCCUGUCGUUCCUCCACUCAACAUCGCUAAAGCAAUCGAAAGAAAAGUUGAUUUAGAAGAUGAUGAAAAAGUCCAAAAGAAUGAUAAAAAGAAAGAUGAAGACAAGAAGUCAAAGAAGGAUAAACAUGACGAAGAUGAUGAAAUUGAAGAUAAGAAAUCUAAGAAGGACAAGAAGAAAGAUGAAGAAGACAAAAAUUCAAAGAAAGACAAGAAGAAGAAAGAUGAUGAAGAUAAGGAUGAGGACAAGAAAUCAAAGAAAGACAAAAAGAACAAGAAGAAGAAAGAUGAUGAAGACGAAAAUGAGGACAAGAAGUCUAAGAAAGACAAGAAGAAAGAUAAAAUAGAAGACGACGAGGAUGAAGAUGAAGACAAGAAAUCAAAGAAGGAUAAGAAGAAGAAAGACAAAAAAGACAAGGAAGAUGACGAAGACAAGAAGUCAAAGAAGGACAAGAAAGACAAAAAGAAGAAAGAUAAAGUCGAAGAAGAUGAAGAUGAGGAUGAAGAUGAAGACAAGAAAUCCAAGAAAGAUAAGAAGAAGAAAGACAAGGUAGACGAUCAAGAUAAGAAAUCCAAGAAAGACAAGAAGAAAGAUAAAGAUGAGGAGGAUGAGGAAGAUGAAGAUAAGAAGUCAAAGAAGGACAAGAAAGACAAGAAGAAAGAUAAAGAUGAGGAGGAUGAAGACAAGAAAUCCAAGAAGGAUAAGAAAGAUAAAAAGAAGAAAGAUAAGAAAGAUGACGAAGAUAAUGAUGAAGAUGAUGAAAUUAAAGAAAAGAAAGAUAAGAAGAAAGACAAAAAAGAAAAAGAUGGAGAUAAGAAAUCAAAGAAAGAUAAGAAUGACAAAGAUGAUGAUGUGAAAGACAAGAAGAAAAAGAAAGAUAAGAAGAAAGAUGAUGAAGACAAAAAGUCUAAGAAGGAUAAUAAGAAGGACAAAGAUGAAGAUAAAAAGAAAGAAGAAAAGGAACAAAAGAAAUCUGAUGCAAAAUCUAAAGAUACAAAAUCAAAGGAUGAAAAGAAAUCCGAUUCAAAAGAUAAAGAUGAUAAAAAGAAAGACAGUAAACUAAAGGAAGAUAAGAAACCUGAGGAUAAAAAGAAGGAUGAAAAAGCCAAAUCUCCUUCAAAAGAUGAUAAGAAACAAAAGGAAGAAAAGAAAGAGAAAGAAGACAAGCUAAAGAAAGAAGAGAAACCUUCCAAAUCUCCUUCAAAAGAAGAGAAGAAACAAGAAGUAAAAUCUCAACCAGUUCUAGAAAAUAAAUCGAAUGAUAUCCCUCGUCUUAACAUCAGCAUUGGUUCAAGCUCUGAAGAUGAUAAUCCUCCAUCACAACCAAUUCCUUCUCUCAACUUACCAGCACAGAUUGUUGAUGAUGACGAUGAAAUUGAAAUUAGAAGAGGCCCUCCAAGCGAAGAUUCCGAUUCAUUCAAUAUUUAUGAAGUCAUUGAAGACAGCAACAGCCAACCAGUAGUUGCAGAAGUUGUUCAAGAUGAUGUUCCUGCUAAUGAAGAAGAGGAAUUCUUCGAAGAGGAAGAAGAACACAGCCAAACACUUCAAGAAAAACUUGGUGAACAAUUCUAUGAUUUUAACAAACUCGGAAACAGCAGUACUGAAAGUGACAGUUUCGCCCAAAACGAAGCAUUCGCACAAAUGAUGUUUGAAGAAGAUGAUGCACAAGACAAACCAAGAGCAGUUUUUGAUGCUGAUGAAACUCACUCCGAUGGAACAGCAAAAAUUAUUUCCACUUCUAAAGAAGAAGAAGAGGAAGAAAAUGAUAUAAUUGCUGUUGACAGUGAUGUUGAUGAUGUUGAAGUUGUAGACGAGCCAGUCGAAGAAAUCAACAAUCAACAGACAGAAAAGCCAGUUUCCAGUGAACCUGUUCAAGAAAGCAAGGAAGAAAAUGAAGAGCCAAUCGAAGAAAACUUAUUUGACGAUAAUGAUAUCGAAGAAGAGGAAGAAGAAAAGAAGGAAGAAAUCAAACCUCAGCCAGAACAAGUUCAAGAAGAAAGACAUAUUCCACAUAGACUUAAUACAGAAGAUAUGAUUAACAAGAGAAUUGAAGAAAGGAUGAAACAAUUACAGCAAUUUAGCCAAAGAGAUUCAUCAGAUAUAUCAGACUCUGAUAGCGAAAUUGAUGAUGAACCACCAGCUCCAAGAUCUCAAUCUCCUCAACAGCAAGCUGCAGAAGAAACAAAGAAAGACGCUCCAAAAUCUCCGGUUUCAAGUGACGAAGAAUUUGAAAUUGACGUAGAUGAUGAGGACGAACCAGCUGUCAUCCAAAAGUCUCCAAUCAAUUCCAAUACUCCAUCUUCACCUGUUAUAUCUCCUCAGCAGAAAAUAGUUGAAGAAAAGAAAGCUCCAAAGUCUCCUGUUUCAAGUGAUGAUGAAUUUGAGAUCGAAGUAGAUGAUGAUGAAGUUGAAGAAAUCAAAGAAGAAAUUAAGCCACAAAUUCAACCAAAAGUUGAAGAAAAGAAGCAAACUCCAAAGAGUGACAACUCAGAAGGUGAUUUCGAAUUUUUAGAUGACAAUGAAGAAGAAAAGGACCGUCCAAGAGCACAAGUUGCUCCCCACCACCUCAGCGAUAAUGAAGAAGUUAUUAUUGAAAGUGAUAAUCCUAUAGACAUUAUUGAGGAUGAAGAAAACAAUAAUAAUGAUGUUUUCUUUACAAUGCCAAACCUCAACAAAUCAAAAGGUAACAAUAAAGUGACUGCUCCUCCAACAGUUAUUCCAAAAGUAGAUAUUUCACUUGGAAAUAACGAAGACUUAAACAACGUCAGCAGCGAUAACAUUGUUGUUGACAUUUCUGAUGGAGAUAAAAUUGAACAACCAUCCUUUGAUUUUUCAGAUAGCGAUGGUAUACAAAUCGACAUCAUUGAUGAACAGCCGCAAAAGGCCUCUGUCCAAGUUCAACAAAAGCAACCUGAAAAGCCAAAAGAAGAGCAGAAACAAGUACCUCCACUUCAAAAGAAGAGCACUUUUGAUGCGAUUUCUUUCGAUGAAGAUUCUGAUAUUGGCGAUAUAGAGAUAGAUAUUGGCGAAGAUAAUGAUAUAAAUGAUAACAAGCCAAUUAAUACUUUUGCUGAUCUUGGAAAGUUACCUUCUCCAAAAUCUUCUCAUACCAAGAAACAAGAAGUUAAGAAACCUGUCAAUCAGAUCGAAGAUAUUGUUAUUAGCAGUAGCGGUGCUGAUUUAGACGAUGGAUGGCAAUUAGAUGCCAAUGAUGAUUUAGGAAAAGAGAAAUCCAGUGAUAACUCAGAUGAUUAUUUUGUAUGA